Molecule: messenger RNA, 1800 nt
Organism: Onthophagus taurus
Lineage: Eukaryota; Metazoa; Arthropoda; Insecta; Coleoptera; Scarabaeidae
Biological process (GO): proteasome-mediated ubiquitin-dependent protein catabolic process
Cellular component (GO): endomembrane system
Molecular function (GO): ubiquitin protein ligase activity
Source: RefSeq, a predicted model, not a curated record
GAACAAUCCAGUUCAUUUUCUAUUUAAGAAUGACCACACCCACACAAAUCACGCAUCAAAACCAAACCCAACCCAAAAAAAAUAAUCGUCGACUACCUCAAAACUCCACAACAUGUUUACAACUAUAAAUACUCUUGGUACGUGUAUUUUGGUCCCAGUUAUAGUUUGACAAAGUCCGUGGAACCGAGAGUUCAUUUUCGUAAUAAUGCAUCGAUUUCAAACGUUCAAAGAACUCUUUGUGCUCGACGUUUUAGUUCAAGUUGUUGUAAUCGUUUGAUCGGGGGUGGUGAAAAAAAGAUAAAUACAAAGAAAAAGAUACUGACUUAGUGGAUACGAUUCGACGGCAUCGUCCACCCGAAAAUAGAAGCGUCGUGACGCCGCUCACAUCUCCAACAACAAGGUUAAUCUCGCAAUAAUCGUGCUCCGAGACGGUGGGGUUUUGUAAAAAAAAAUUAAAUUAAUAAAAUGGGGAUGACUACAAGGGUUAGGGGAAGAUUGCGAAGUCUUCAUAAAUUGUAUAGAUUCGAUCCAAAAGUUAGAGAAGAAAGAAUUGCAGAAACUGUGUGCCUUCUUUCGGUGCUUUUUCUUUUGCCUUAUUGUUCAAGAGGUCAUGCCCCCUUAUUGUUAAGUUUAGGAGGAUGGUGUUUGGCUACGUAUUCUUGUUUAGUUCUUCCCGUAGUGGUAUCGGCAAACUAUAUUUAUCCAGCAAAGUGGUUGAAGAAACUUGCAGAAAAUAUUCCUCGUUUGGCUCGUAAAAUAGCUGUACCAAUAUGGACCAUUUUCAGAAAAAUCUACGCUCCAUUAGAUCGUUGCGAAAAAUUCUUCAUGCAAAUGUCCCAUUUAUCCAACAUGCUUAAUCAGUUGGUUUUUUUCAUGGUUUGCGAUCGAGUACUCCUUUGUACACUGACCAGCGGAAAUCGAAGCUGUCCAGAGAAAAAAGUAACCGGUCUCUACUCCUUAAUGUUCUACAACGUCGUCACUUACUGCAUUUCGUACAUCAAGGAAUUAAUCGAAAAAGAAGACUGGUCGCCGUAUGUUAACAUGACUCAACACGGCAAUUUGAAACAUGUUGCAAUGUCCGCAACAAAAAUCGUUUUAGAAUGGACGAAAGCGAUUACCUUCAUUAUAACUGUUACAUUCAUGCUUUUGGUUUUUGGUUUGGAACAAGGCUUGGAACAUUAUAGACCAACAGCUUCUUAUACAUUUAUUACAUGGUCUUAUUACAUGUGUACUGAAAAACUUUUCGUCGAUUUAUUUCCUCAUUUAUUAAUAUUUUUGAAAAUAAACGCGUUGGAAGCUUUAGAACUUUUAUACGCUCCAGUUUUAUUACGAUAUUAUACGAUAAGCGUUUCAGCUUUACUAUUAAUCGUAUUGGUGUGUUACGGACAACUUAAAUUCGCUUUAUUGGCAGCUUAUUUAACGGUUUACGUUCGAGCUAAAGACAUGGCAUGUAACUGUUUAAAGAAAUUAAAAAACGAACAAGCAAUUUUGGCGCGAUUUCGGCGUGCUUCUUACGACGAAAUCGAAAAUUGCGACGAUGUAUGUGCUGUUUGUUUAACGCAAAUGACAAGGGCUCGAGUAACGCCUUGUCAACAUUUCUUUCACGCUGAAUGUCUUAGACAGUGUCUUAAUAAUUCGCAUUAUUGUCCUAUAUGUAAGAGGGAAUAUACAUUUUGUUAAAAUAAAACGUAUUUUAUAAGAAUAACUUUUAACAAAAAAAAAUGGUGCUAUUUCGAUGUGCUUUAAACGUUUAACUCAUUUUAAAUGUGAGACUAUUAAAUAAGAUAAUAUUUAAAAUAA